Molecule: messenger RNA, 7935 nt
Organism: Porites evermanni
Lineage: Eukaryota; Metazoa; Cnidaria; Anthozoa; Scleractinia; Poritidae
Source: the annotation of a GenBank genome assembly
AUAGAGAGGAAAUGUUUUCCAGAUUAAAUGCUGCAAGAGGUAAGUUUCUGUGAUCUGAAAUUAGUACUGCUUCGAAUUCAUUUACAAAUUGAACGUUGGCAAAGACCGCCAGGGCGUCAUGCCAACUGGUCCCGUCUGCAGAGUAUGGCAGAACUCGACGAGAUCUCGGGCGUGCAAGGCCGUUUUUAGGCCCUUAUUUCUCACAUAUUAUUUAAAAAACUCGCGCGUGCACCUGCCAUACUCUGCAGACUGGCAACUAGUUACAAAGAAAAAUGAUGAUAAAUAAUAAAUAAAUAAGGUUAAUGUAAGCUUUGAUUGUAUCAAGAAGUUCCGCUAAAAAUCUUAAUUGGCAUCUAAUUUAUGCUGUAUUUUACUUUUCUAUCGAAUAUAGUGCACAGGUUAGCAGGAAUAAUGAAGUUAUUCAGAAUGGUGAUCUCCAAAAGGGAAAAUAGUUUUUCAACUAUUUCCCGAAGGGGAGGUGAAUAGUGGUAGAUAUAUAUACCGAGCAGGGUUGUCAAAGGUAGCUGGCUGCCGGCUAAAAUCGUCGUCUACUUGGUUAGUACCGGCCGGCUACUCUGCUUGGCAUUUCUUUACGGAUGGCGUUUUUUAAAUAAAAUAUCCCUGGACUGGUUAGGAAACAUCUUCUGAAAACUAUAGCAAGUGUUUAUGUGCCACUCACAGUUAAGUUUAAUGCCUGUUCACCUUAUAAUUCACUUAAGAUUCUCGGUAAUUUUGGAGAGAAAAUAGCCUGGAGAGUGCAGAAAACAGCAUUUCGGAGCGUCUAAACAUAAAAAUUUUGCGGUGGAGCAUGCCCCCAGAGGUUUGCACCUUACGUGCUUGGCAGCACCUUCAGCGCUGGCUGCUUACUUUGACAACUCAGCCAUCUACUUCAAAACUUUCUGACAACCCUGACCUAGACGCAAAGCCUCAAGGUAUAUAUCUAGCACUGUUCACCGACCCUGAGGGGGAUAGUUGUUUUAGUAUUUACCAAAUCAGUUGGAUAAAAGUGAAAAAAAUAAGUAACUUUUGUAAAUUAAAAACAUCACUUAGUAGGAACUUUGUUUACAAUUUAAAAACAUUUGCGGAAUUUUGUCAAGUGCAUUUUUACGAUUUUGUUGCAAAUUCAGCAUGAAAAUAAUUUUGUACCUACCAGUAAACAAUGACAAGCCAAAGUUCAUGGCUUUCUUGGUAUUUGUUUAUAUGACUGCUUCAUUUAUCGCUCAAAUUUCGUCUUUCAAAAAUGUCUCAAAAGGAGAGGCCAUUUUGGCUCCAGUCGCAGAACAGUGAAUAGCCAAGGAUAUUCCGAGUUACGGGAGCCAAUCAAAAUGCACAAUAAUUGCUAUUCACUGAUUUGGUAAAUACUAAGUUAGACUAUUACUAGUCAGAUCAGAUUUGAAUAUUUCAAUAAACUGAAACUGGGAUUUAGAUUGUGGUGUGCAAGGUGUGGAGUGUUGUGUAUCAAACAAUAGGAAUAUUUGGCAAAGACUAAUAUGCAAAGUCAAAUGAGAUUGUGAAAGCAUGCGGAAAUAAAUGCAAUUUCUGGUUAAUAUGAUGCUCUGCCAUUGAUCAAGCUGGUUGUUAGAACUGCGCAUGCUGUGGUCACUCUCCGUAUGAAUUGUCUUUGCUAAAAUAAACUGGCUAAUAACUUUGUCUGUAAAAGUAUGUUGUCCUUUCCACGAAAAGCUACAUGUAAAUAUGCGUGAGAUGGGUAACUGGCUGGCAGUUAUUUUUUGGCAAUAGUUUAGCUUGGUAUCUUUGUGGUAUCAAUCCUUAAUAUCACUUAAAUUUGGCAUGUUCAGGAAACAGUGCUACCCUAGAUUAUCUGGGAUGUUUGUGAUCAUGUAAGUACCAGCCAUAAGUAUUUAAAGAAACCAGGCCUGGAAGACCAGGUUUUAGUGAAAGCUGAUGUUUCAUCUUAAUUAAAUUUCAGUUCUGGGAAAUACUUUGCAUCUGAAAAAUAUUUGCACAGCCUUAAAACCGAGGCAAGCUUUGUUAGCAUCACAAAUCAAUGUAUUGAAUGUAAAUAAAAGGAUGAACAGUACAGAUGCAUACUCAUUUGAAACACUUGCUGUAACCAAGCCACAGGAGCAUGUAAUUCAGGUUGAGCUUAACAGACCAGACAAGAGAAACGCAAUGAACAAGACAUUUUGGAGGUGAGAAACUAAAACCUUGAGUGCACAGGUCACCCAAGCCCAUGUUGUGAGAAAAAACAGGAAUACUCUAUGCAAUUUUUUAGUACACAGCAAAAGCUUAAUAUGUUAUUACCAAGUUUUUGCUCACCAUUUUUUGGUGCAAAAUCUUCAAUCUCAGUAAUUAUUUACAAAGCACGGUUUUGUAUGGCCUGCAUGGAAGAUUUUAUUUUGGGCAAUCCAUAGUAGGAAGACCAUUACUUAGCCUGCUAGUAGCUUCUCUCUGCCAAUAAAUUCAAGUAAUGGAGCCACUUGACAAGUGGAAAUAAAUCAGUCUGUGUUCACACGCUAACCAUUACUCAGGGUGUCUGAAGUUGGCCAAACAUGUGUUUGGUUUUAAAAAAGCACCACUGUGAGGAAGCCUGAGAAUAGACGACUUCCCCAAGAGCACUUCGCUCAAGGUUGAAUCAUAAAAGGUCUUUACACAGAAUACAUGCCCCAUCCAUCAAAGAUGUUAUCCCUUUAAGCCCCAAUAUCCACAUACAAAAUCUCCAUACUGAUCUCCAUACACUUCCUUAAGAAUAAGUUGGGAGAUUUUGAAUAAAGAUCAAAGCAUUUUCCUUUGGUGAUCAUUUAUAACUUCUCUUAACCUUUUUUACUGAUUAUGUUUUAAAUGAUAUUAGGAGAAAAUUGCUGUUGGUCACUCUUGGCAUUUAUAUUCAAAGGGUUGUCAAAGUCCUAUCUGACUAUUUUCCUAUCACUAGUUCAGUUAUUCCUGUUAUAAAGAAACAUUUUAGUAAUCUGUAACUUUGUUGUGAUAUGUGUAGGGAGAUGGUUGAAUGUUUUCAUCAAAUUAGUGAUGACUCCGAGUGUCGAGCAGUGGUGCUGACUGGAGCUGGGAAACUCUUUACAGCAGGUUGGAAUAUAGCUGACUUCAGUUCAAUGUCACAAAUGCGUUAAUGAGUCCAUGCAUCCUAUAUAAAAUUUCUAGUUCUUAAUAUCACACAUUUUAAUGGAUGUUAUUUUUGUGGUAAUUUUGCUGUAGCCUUUUCGCAUUCGUGAGAACGCAUCCUAAUCUGGUGUUCCUGUGGCACUAAGGCAGAAAUUUUCGAGCUCUCAUGGGCGAGUGCAAAUAAGGUGCCCCUAUUAAUUUUAUCAGGAGCACCUUGGCCAGGAAACUGGACUCCUUUCAACUCGAUUUCGUUUCUGUAAUUUUUCGAACAUAGAUCCAUAAUCAAUGAUUACCUCUAGUAAUAUGUCCUUUAGAAAGGGCAUAGUUGUAACUUGAUCAGACAAUGAGAAGCAAUAACGUUAAUGAGGGAAAAAUGUACUGGCCCAGUAAACCAAGCUUCGCCUAUACAGAUGCCCUAUUGACAACCGCCAUCCCAGGCCCCUCUUAAGAUUGAAAGCGGCUGACAGAAAACCCCAGCACAUUUACCCAGCCUCACAGUAUUAUUCACUUAUGUAGGUCCCCUUGCUAUAAAAGUUCCCCCAUUUAAUCUCACAAGGAGUUCAUCCUCUAGCUGGAUUUAAACCCUUUUAAAAGAGGGCAGGAGGAAUUUGUAGAGAGAUCAAGCAUCAUGGCUAUAUUUGAAUUAUUUGAAUUAUAUUGUAUAUUGUAGAUAUUUUAUAAUUUAGAUUUUUUUUUAUAUUCUUUUUUGUAAUUAGGUAGCGCUUUGGACAAUUAUUGGAUUUUAGCGCUAUAUAAAUAAAAUUAUUUUAUUUAUUAUUUAUUUUGUGGCUGUGCAGACAGCAAAAGGCAGAGUUAAGGUGGCAGUCAUUUUUUGCAACAUUUUAUUUUUGCUGCAUGCUUCUUUCAGUGGUGAAAAAAAUUGUCAUUGCAUUUUAAAAAAUGUAAGAAGUAGCUGUUUUUUUUUUUUUUAAAUUUUUAAGGCCUUGAUCUCAUGGACAUGGCAAGUGAUAUCAUGAACAAUCCGGGCAAUGAUCCUUGUGUAGGGAGAUGGUUGAAUGUUUUCAUCAAAUUAGUGAUGACUCCGAGUGUCGAGCAGUGGUGCUGACUGGAGCUGGGAAACUCUUUACAGCAGGUUGGAAUAUAGCUGACUUCAGUCCAUGCAUCCUAUAUAAAAUUUCUAGUUCUUAAUAUCACACAUUUUAAUGGAUGUUAUUUUUGUGGUAAUUUUGCUGUAGCCUUUUCCCCUUUCGUGAGAACGCGUCCUAAUCUGGUGUUCCUGUGGCAGACAUUUUCAAGCUCUCAUGGGCGAGUGCAAAUAAGCCGCCCCUAUUAAUUUUAUCAGGCGCACCUUGGCCAGGAAACUGGACUCCUUUUAACUCGAUUUCGUUUCUGUAAUUUGUCAAACAUGGAUCCAUAAUCAAUGAUUACCUCUAGUAAUAUGUCCUUUAGAAAGGGCAUAGUUGUAACUUGAUCAGACAAUGAGAAGCAAUAACGUUAAUGAGGGAAAAAUGUACUGGCCCAGUAAACCAAGCUUCACCUAUACAGAUGCCCUAUUGACAACCGCCAUCCCAGGCCCCUCUUAAGAUUGAAAGUGGCUGACAGAAAACCCCAGCACAUUUACCCAGCCUCACAGUAUUAUUCACUUAUGUAGGCCCCCUUGCUAUAAAAGUUCCCCCAUUUCAUCUCACAAGGAGUUCAUCCUCUAGCUGGAUUUAAACCCUUUUAAAAGAGGGCAGGAGGAAUUUGUAGAGAGAUCAAGCGUCAUGGCUAUAUUUGAAUUAUUUGAAUUAUAUUGUAUAUUGUAGAUAUUUUAUAAUUUAGAUUUUUUUUUUAUAUUCUUUUUUGUAAUUAGGUAGCGCUUUGGACAAUUAUUGGACAAAUAAUUUAUUAUUUAUUUUAUGGCUGUGCAGACAGCAAAAGGCAGAGUUAAGGUGGCAGUCAUUUUUUGCAACAUUUUAUUUUUGCUGCAUGCUUCUUUCAGUGCUGAAAAAAUUGUCAUUGCAUUUUAAAAAAUGUGAGAAGUAGCUGUUUUUUUUUUUUUAAUUUUUAAGGCCUUGAUCUCAUGGACAUGGCAAGUGAUAUCAUGAACAAUCCGGGCAAUGAUCCGUCGCGGAGGGCUCAUUUCAUGAGAAAGCUCAUCCUUAAUCUUCAAGAGUCCUUCCUGGUGAUUGAGAAAUGCCCACAGCCAGUGAUAGCAGCUGUACAUUCAGGAUGCGUCGGGGGAGGAAUAGACAUGAUCUGUUCCUGCGAUGUUCGCUUGUGCUCUGCUGAUGCAUGGUUUGAAAUUAGGGUAUGUAAAGCCUUCUAUCCCCUCGCAAACACAUCAUGACAGUGUAGACAACAGCUAAAUCCCUGGCAGAACUUACAGCUGUUUUAUUUUAAUUUUCUCUGCCAGGAAGUUGACAUAGGGCUUGCAGCCGAUCUUGGUACCCUACAGAAAUUUCCAAGGAUUAUUGGCAAUGAUAGGUAAGUUACCUUUCAGUUUAACCCACUUCAGGUUGGGUUGGUUUGAGGAGGGUGGGACCAGGCUUGAUGGUGUUUAAUAUAUUUUUUAGAAAAUUAGAUUUUAACUUUUGAAUCAAAUGUCAAAGUCUUCUCUUAUAAAGACACAUCUUCAAACUUCGUACAUGCUAAAGUACAUCUAACAUACUAAUAACCUUCUGGAAGGUGGUGACACAAGUUCCCUUAUUUUCAAACGCCCUUAACUUGCAAACAAUACUUGCAUGGAGACAUGACUCACAUUACAUCAGAAUUCUUAAAAAAGUCUGGAAAUUUGCCCAGCAAUUUUCCAGACCUGGAAAAAGUCUGGAAAAUAGAGAUAAAGUCUGGAAAAACUUGUAAAAAGUCUUGAGUUUUUUUUCCAAAGCUACUACAAGUGCUUUAUAAGUGAAAUGUUUUUUGUUUUGGUCAAAUCUUAUUCAAUCUCGUCCGUACGUUUGAAGUGCAUCCUGAAAAAGCUUUUAAUUGUCCCUGCUUUUCAAAGGUCAAUAUUGAUCACCUAUUAUCUAUUUUUGAUAAACCUUGAGUCUGGGAAAAGAAAUUAUUGUUUUGGGAAAAAAGGGUGGAACAAGUCUUGAAUUUUGGAUCCAAAAAGGAGUACGAACCCUGUUACAUCCUUCAAGUACAAACGCCGCCACCUGGUUAGUGCCAGUCUCCUGAGAGGGAGUUUCUUGUAUUAAAACCUUGGAUGGAUCAGAAGCUAAGGUUGUUAAAAGACUCGUAACUUCAUAACGGUUGUAAAUCAAUUAAAAGGGGAAAUAAAGCAAGCCACGAUAAUAAACAAUCGUUUUGUCUUUCUCUUCUUCAGUCUUGCGAGGGAGUUAUGCUUUACUGGCAGACGUUUUACAGCUCAAGAAGCCAAGGAGUUUGGAUUUGUGAGGUGUGUUUCGGAUAGGCAUUUCUGUUCAGUAAGGCUGAAUGCACUUGAAAAUCGUUGUCCCAACUUUUUUUUAACGUUACUUAGAUUUUUAUUUAGGUUUAUAUUAUUUUUUUAAUCAGCGGGACUCGUUUGUGUUGUUGUCUUUGCACUUUUUGUGUUGUUUUUGUUAGAUUGCGAGCAGUCUCCUAUUUUUCUCUAAUCCGCCCGCCCGCCCUUAGCCUGCGUAGCAGGAGCUUGGAAGUAGUGGACGAAAGAGAGAACGUCUCCUUCGCGGGCGCCCGUUUUUUUCUUGUGCGCACUACUUCCAGGCGCCUGCUACGCGGGCUAACCCGCCCCAACGGCGGAUAUGAAUGAAUAAAUUGAAAGAAAAAGACAAAUCCCAAAAAGGAGAGAGAAAUCUUAUUUCUUAUUGUAAAAUUCCUGGCUGCGUUACCUCACUUUUUACCCCCUUGAAAUUUUUGGUUUUAGCCGUUUUGGCGCCCAGUUGAGUUGCAUAAGGUCUCUUCCAAUAUUUUAUUUUGUUCAUUUUCGUUUCUCAGUCGUAUUUGUCCUGAUCGUGACAGUCUUGUCAAGGACGCUGUAGAUCUUGCAAGCCAGAUAUCCAAGAAAAGUCCAAUCGCCAUGUCAGGAACAAAACACAACCUGAAUUACUCAAGAGAUCAUUCAACCAAGGAAGGUUUAGAGUACAUGGUAAGUUUUUUACGGAAGCUGUACGAGUGUUCCUUCAUUUCUUUUGAGAAAAGAUCCGCGUGUGCUAACGCGAGUGAGCGUGAAUCUCCUCCCACGAGGAACGGACUUUGCUUUAUCUUUGCUCCGGCUUGUCAAGCUUCUCGCGGUAAGAGAGUUUCGAGUAAAGAUGAACAACUCACAAGUAUAGUAGAUUAGUAUUUAUUUCGAGGUGCUUACGCGAGUGCGGUAGAAACUAGGUUACCGCGAGGAACACGCCUCAUUUUGUCUUCGCACCUCCACGUCGUGUAUCUUCAUAAGACUUUAUUUUCUUAUGAACUGUACCUGACUAUUUUAGGGGAUAAAAUUGACUCGGAAAAGGAAAACUAUAUAAUUAUCUAAACUUUAGCCAGGCUUGCUUUAUGCUUCGUUUCUCAAAAAUUGGCUGAUUAGAUCCACCAGGACUGUUAAUUAUCCACCUUAUCUCUUGCUGCCAAAGUAUUUAUCCUUUUGUGUGAGAAGGCUCUCAGGGGGAGGGGGUGGGGUGUGUAUUAGCGAAAUAUAGAAUGAUCGCACUCCUUUAGUGGAGGAGGGUGGGGAGACUAGAAAGGAACCUUCCCCCAACCCCUCAAGGCUUAUAAUUCUGCGUUUCCUCUGAGUUUCAUUGAGAAGACAUAAAUAUUUUUUAAUCGCUUGAGGUUUAAUUUGAAAACGAAAACGCUAAGAGUUGAUCGAGUUGCCUCUGUUUUUAGGCCACGUGGAACAUGGCCAUGCUGCAAACAGAGGAUAUUCUGAAAGCUGUGCAAGCUGGAAUGAGCAAGGAAGAGGCUGUAUUUUCAAAACUUUAA